Molecule: messenger RNA, 1320 nt
Organism: Pieris macdunnoughi
Lineage: Eukaryota; Metazoa; Arthropoda; Insecta; Lepidoptera; Pieridae
Source: the annotation of a GenBank genome assembly
AUGAAGAAGCUUAAAGCCAAAAUUAAAGCACUCUUACCUCGUUUGAAGCACACAUGUCGCAAUCUCUCAGUACACGGGCCGACGUAUCUUACUCGUAAAGACGUCCAUGUCGCAUAUAGAUUUAUUUAUUUCAUAAUAUAUGUUCAUGUUUGGAUCGCGGCAGUGGCUGCCAUAUACAAAUACGUUUCUGCGUACCGUGAGGAUACCAUACGGUUCACGACACGCACCGACUAUUUGGAUUGGAACACGACGUUCCCUUCGAUAACAAUCUGCCAAAUUGGCAAUAACGAGAAAAUAUUACAACAACUGCAAAAUACAGAUAACGAGGAGCGACUUAAUUUCGUUAAACAGAUCGCUUUCUUCCGCGGUGAUUGCCCCAGCUGCACGUGGCACAAUAAAACCGAAUACUCCACUGACUUGGCUAGAUUAACUUCUGUAUAUCGGUCGGAGUGCAAAGAUCUUUUUAUUACCUGCACAUGGGAUAAUAAACCGGUAAACUGUUGCCAACAUUUUAAGCCUGUUCAAACUGAGUACGGGCUGUGUUUCUCGAUGAAUAAUAUCCAAUUUCACGAGCAAUUUUCAUAUUACGUCGCGUCGUCAGACCGACGGCACUUAGGGAGUCUAAGCGUGGCUCUCUCGGAGGAUUAUGAAGCAUUCUUACAUGCACGGGAAGACGUGCCGUUUUGGAAUAUGGAACAAGACAGAAGAAUAUCUGUUGGCUAUGGAAUGGAAGCGACUGUAUCGUUCUCUAUAGUGGAUAUAAUGAAUGAGCCCGAAGUAACGUUCACUGUUCCGAAUGUGAGACAAUGCAGGUUUCCUAGUGAAGUGCCUAGCAAUUUCCGAGGCUUCAGCUACUACAGUUACUCAGUUUGUAUAGUUGAAUGCCGUAUUCAUGAACAGUUGAACCUCUGUGGCUGCACUUCGCAUUUAUCACCGCUUGAAUAUAAAGACAAGUAUUGUGACUUAGAAGGAUUGCAGUGUUUGAUACGAUACAAUGAUAGAUUGAAAAGAUUGCGGGUUCCUAAAGUGAAUGAAACAGGCUUGCAAUGCGAUUGUUUGCCGUCGUGUACCGAGCCGGAUUAUAAUAUUAUUGCCAAGAAAUUAAGUUUAUCGGAUAAACCUGGCGGAGCGAUUUCUUUUAUUCUUGGUAAUCGGCCGUACGAGAGAGUAACCAGACAAUUAGCCCACACAACUUUAGACUUAGUGGUCGCUGUCGGCAAUUGUUUUGGCCUUGGUUUUGGAGGUUCUAUCUUAUCUAUAGUAGAAUUUAUGUAUUAUAUUUGUUUUAAGCAAUGGAAGUAUACAAAUGUUGAUAAUUAA